AUGCAGAGCGUCCCUCGAUGUUCACGCGCACUGAUGCUUGCCGCUGAGUAUUUGGCGUUGGCUGCGCAAGGAAGGGGAGGUCUACGAAGUGGCCCUGCCGCAAAUCCUGCCUUUACUUACGUUUUCGAUCAAAUAGCGGCGGAACCAAAUGGCGAACAAGUUCGCGAAUUGUUUCGUAUAGUGAAAGAGCAAUGGUUGCGUAGUGAAACCGAGAUGAUUAGAGCAGCUCGACAUCUUGAAGCUGCAGCCCAAAUCUACACUCGGUUGGAAGUGGAAAGAAUCUGUCAGCGAGAGCAAAACGACGGUGUCCUUCAGGUAGAUCUAUUCGGUGGUUGGUUGGACACUCCGCCGAUCACCCUGCGCGCGAAACCGUCUGCGGUAGUGAACAUGGCGAUUCUCGUCAACGACAUGGUGAAAGCUUUCGUCACCAUACUUUUCGGAAUUAUUAUCUGUUACGAGGCUAAGCCAGUAACUUGUCAAGUUAGCCGUUGCUGUAUUCCGGGCAUCACCGUGAAAAGUGAAGAGACUACAAUCUUGUUCGAAACUUCGCGUUCUAUAUUGGAUUCACACAACAAGCCCGGUAAUCCAGGAGCACUGCUAUGUGCCUGCCUUGUGUGUGUUGGAAUACCAAGGGGACCUGACGACAAUCUUUCCGAAGUUUUACAAAGUAGUUUCUCCAGCACUGGUCUGCAGAUCGAAUGUCACUCCUCUUUACCACAUGGGUCAGGCCUCGGCACAUCGUCGAUUCUUGCUGCCGCUGUCAUCCGUGCACUUUGGCUGACCGCUGGUGUCAAUCACUCUGAGAAGAACGUUUGUCAUGCUGUGCUAAUGGUAGAACAACUAUUGACAACUGGUGGAGGAUGGCAGGAUCAAGUGGGUUGCCUUUAUCCCGGAAUAAAAAAAGGCUAUUUCUCUGAAGAAGAAAGUAGCAUUGGUGUGGAACAGAUCCCAAUCAGUCAGCGCUUCGAGGACGAUAUCAAUCGACGUAUGGUCUUAAUUUAUACUGGGAAGACGAGAUUAGCAAAGAACCUCCUUCAGGAAGUAAUUCGUGGUUGGUAUUCCGGAGGUCCAACUCGAGACGUUAUUGCUUCUCUUGAGAAUAAUAUGGAACUUUUUUCUGAUGCUUUAAGAGAAGGACGCAUGCCCUGUGAUCUGAUUGGUCUUUAUUAUCAAGCAAAGAAAGCGCUUGCGACUGGAUGUGAGCCAGAAACCGUGACGUCACUAAUCUCUCGCCUGAAAACGGAGAAUCUGAUUGAGACAGCAUGGCUGGCUGGAGCUGGAGGUGGCGGCUUUUUAUAUGCCUGGCUGCGAGAAGACGUCACUGUUGAUCAGAUCCGAACCUAUGUCUCCGGCUGUGGUUCUUUCGAAAUGUCUGUGCACACGAUUACUAUUGAUAAUUCACCUAUGAAUAUUUGCGUAAUCUAA
Molecule: messenger RNA, 1425 nt
Organism: Angiostrongylus costaricensis
Lineage: Eukaryota; Metazoa; Nematoda; Chromadorea; Rhabditida; Metastrongylidae
Source: the annotation of a GenBank genome assembly